AUGGACCAGGAAGCUUCCUCCCGCCGCAUAUCUACAAUCUCGAUACCGUCGUCCCCGCCGCGCGGCCGACGGCCGUCGAAUGCCCAGGCUGGACCCUCUGGGCCUCGCAAGCGUAGACGACUGACGAACCAGACCGUCUCGUCUUCAGGAUCUCAGCACGAGAACGUUAACGACGCCAUCGAAUCGAUAGAUCUGACCGAGGUAGACGGCAAUUCAGCGAUCGCGAAAGUUUUAGCGAAACAGAGAGAAGAUGCUGUUGCUGCACAGCAGCCUAGUGAUAGCGGAAGUGCACGCACCAAGUUGACGGCUUAUAAGUGUCCUGUCUGCAUGGACACUCCCACCGAUGCCACAACUACAGUUUGUGGACAUCUGUUUUGCCACCAAUGUAUUACCGAAGCUCUCAAGAUUGGCGAAGAACGAACCGAUCAGGCUGGAAAAUCCCGAGGUACUUGUCCUGUAUGUCGCAAACCGCUCGCACGACAAGAUUCGCCCGGGCCGAAGAGAUCUCUGGUUCCUCUUAAAAUAAGUCUCACUACGAAGAAGAAAUCUGCUGCAUCAACACAGAAAGAGGUUUUUUGA
Molecule: messenger RNA, 579 nt
Organism: Aspergillus calidoustus
Lineage: Eukaryota; Fungi; Ascomycota; Eurotiomycetes; Eurotiales; Aspergillaceae
Source: the annotation of a GenBank genome assembly